Molecule: messenger RNA, 2067 nt
Organism: Haliotis rubra (blacklip abalone)
Lineage: Eukaryota; Metazoa; Mollusca; Gastropoda; Lepetellida; Haliotidae
Product: lysosomal Pro-X carboxypeptidase-like
Exons: 9
Coding region: 1-1302 (433 amino acids)
Biological process (GO): regulation of blood vessel endothelial cell migration; angiogenesis involved in wound healing; negative regulation of systemic arterial blood pressure
Molecular function (GO): dipeptidyl-peptidase activity; serine-type exopeptidase activity
Source: RefSeq, a predicted model, not a curated record
AUGGAGUGUGGAAAUGAGGCAGUUCUUAUUCUCAGCGUUCGAAAUACAUGCCUGCCCGACCGUCCAGGACGGGUUAUUUUCAACACAGACUGCCAGAUUCUUAAAUUCACCAGCCCGACGGUCAGGGUAGUGUUCUGUAACAACACUGGUUUUGUGUGGGAUAUCGCACCUGAAUUCCGAGCUCUCCUUGUUUUUGCUGAACACAGAUACUAUGGGUCAUCCAUACCCUAUGGUUCACAGGCCUUUAAGGACCCCAGCAAGUUGAACUACCUAACCUCGGAGCAGGCUCUGGCUGACUUUGCUGUGUUAAUCCGAUACCUCAAGUCCUCCAUUCCUGGGACAAUGGAUAGUCAAGUCGUUGCUUUUGGAGGCUCGUAUGGAGGAAUGUUGUCAGCAUGGAUGAGGAUGAAGUACCCUGGCACAGUCAUAGGUGCACUAGCAGCCUCGGCUCCUAUCUGGGAUUUCACUGGUCUGACUCCAUGCUCGGCCUUGAUGAACACAACCACCCAGUCCUUCUUGAGGGCUUCACCAGAGUGUGUGGAGAACAUCCGUCAGUCCUGGUCAACCAUCGAUAAAAUAGCUGCCACAGUGGAUGGCAGGAGCUUCAUCUACAACACAUUUCACCUGUGCUCCCCUCUGAAGACGACGGCAGAUGUUGCUAACUUCAAGGCAUGGCUGAGUAAUGCUUGGUUUGACCUGGCAAUGGUGAACUACCCAUACCCUGCCAACUUCCUGGAACCACUACCUGCUUGGCCAGUAAAGGCUGUGUGUGCCCCACUGGGAAGUCCCCUUCAGGACAAGCUGCUGAUGCAGGGGCUGUAUAAGGCUGUGAACAUAUACUUCAACUACACCGGCCAGGCGAAAUGCCUCAACACUUCCCAGGAUGCCACUGCCAGUCUUGGGGAUGCCGGGUGGGGCUAUCAGGCGUGUACAGAGAUGGUGAUGCCAAGCUGUGUUGACAGUUCAUCAAUGUUUGAGCCGACCACAUGGAAUUUCACCAGCUACAGCGACAGCUGCUACUCCUCCUACAAGAUGAGACCACGUCAGGACUGGGUGUCAACACAAUUUGGUGGCAAGAACAUUGCAGACUCAAGCAACAUCAUUUUCAGCAACGGUCUUUUGGACCCGUGGUCUUCUGGUGGUGUUCUCAACUCUGUGUCGGACACCCUGAUAGCCAUCCAGAUCCCAGAUGGAGCACACCAUCUUGAUCUGCGUGCUGCCAACAAGGAAGACACAGCUUACGUGAAGGCAGCUCGCACACAGGAGAAGAACAUCAUCCGAUUCUGGAUCAGCAGUCUCUAGUAGCCUGAGAGUUAACGUAGAGUGUUUUGUCGAAAUUUUGCCCAUAUACUUAUAUUUUUUUACAAAGAUGAAAACAACAUUCACGUACUUGGGUACUCAGCAGUCCAGUGUGUUCUUUAACCCUCUGACUGUGUGCCCCACAGAACAGAAAUACCUGCUGCUGGGUCCUCUGAUAUACAGGCAGCACAACAAGAUAGACAGCCUCCUGAAUGGGUUGCUUGUUAUAUUGUCUCUCCACUUACAUUCCCCAGUCUGUGAUAUGGUCACUUACCUUCCUGCUCCACAGUCACACAUUGCUGGUACAUCAGAACACACAUUACUGGUACAUCAGAACCCACAUUGCUGGUACAUCAGAACACACAUGGAUGGUACAUCAGAACCCACAGUCACACAUUGCUGGUACAUCAGAACACACAUGGAUGGUACAUCAGAACCCACAGUCACACAUUGCUGGUACAUCAGAACACACAUGGAUGGUACAUCAGAACACACAGUCACACAUUGCUGGUACAUCAAAACCCACAGUCACACAUUGCUGGUACAUCAGAACCCACAGUCACACAUUGCUGGUACAUCAGAACACACAUUGCUGGUACAUCAGAACCCACAGUCACACAUUGCUGGUACAUCAGAACACACAUUGCUGGUACAUCAGAACACACAUGACUGGUACAUCAGAACCCACAGUCACACAUUGCUGGUACAUCAGAACACACAUUGCUGGUACAUCAGAACCCACAGUCACACAUUGCUGGUACAUCAGAA